Molecule: messenger RNA, 707 nt
Organism: Cryptotermes secundus
Lineage: Eukaryota; Metazoa; Arthropoda; Insecta; Blattodea; Kalotermitidae
Gene: RpL9
Product: 60S ribosomal protein L9
Exons: 5
Coding region: 112-681 (189 amino acids)
Biological process (GO): cytoplasmic translation
Cellular component (GO): cytosolic large ribosomal subunit; ribosome
Molecular function (GO): structural constituent of ribosome; rRNA binding
Source: RefSeq, a predicted model, not a curated record
UACGGUUCUGUUUCCGGUAAAUGGUGGAAGUGAUGGUGUGAAAGCUGUUUGAGGAUGGCUUUGUAAUUCUGUUUCAUCUGGUGGAAUCCGUACAUUAUUCGAAAGUGAAGGAUGAAGCAGAUUGUAACGAACCAGACUGUGAAAAUCCCCAGAGAGGUCACUGUGUCUGUCAAGUCUCGGCUAGUGACUGUGAAGGGGCCACGUGGAGUAUUGAAAAGGAAUUUUAAGCAUCUUGCGUUAGACAUCCAUUUGGUUCAUCCAAAGCGGCUGAAGGUUGAAAAAUGGUUUGGAACCAAGAAAGAGCUGGCAGCUGUGCGCACCGUUUGCUCUCAUAUUGAGAACAUGAUUAAAGGAGUAACUAAGGGUUUCCUUUAUAAGAUGCGUGCUGUAUAUGCCCACUUCCCUAUCAACUGUGUAACAACAGAAAACAACACUGUCAUUGAAGUGCGUAAUUUCUUGGGGGAGAAGUACAUACGCAGAGUGAAGAUGGCGCCUGGUGUGACUGUUACCAACUCUCCUAAGCAGAAGGAUGAGCUUAUCCUUGAAGGCAACAACAUUGAGGAUGUUUCAAGAUCAGCUGCCCUCAUCCAGCAGUCAACGACAGUUAAAAACAAGGACAUCCGAAAAUUCCUUGAUGGUCUUUAUGUCUCUGAGAAAACUACUGUUGUACAGGAUGAAUAAAGUGGUUUGCUAAGAAUUAAUUUGAA